Messenger RNA from Fusarium musae, 933 nucleotides. RefSeq lists its product as uncharacterized. Gene Ontology annotation, molecular function: aldehyde-lyase activity. The record is from RefSeq and is a predicted model, not a curated record. The transcript has a single exon. The coding region runs from base 1 to 933 and encodes 310 amino acids. NCBI's taxonomy places the organism in Eukaryota, Fungi, Ascomycota, Sordariomycetes, Hypocreales, Nectriaceae. Gene Ontology annotation, cellular component: cytoplasm.
AUGGCUGCACCUAUUCCCCAUCCCAUGCGAGAGAAGCUUCUCCGCGAUGAAGUCGCCUACACAAUGAGCAUCAAGCUCGUCAAGUCCAUCGAAAUCGCCGGCAUGGCCAAGACAGCCGGCUACGACGGUAUCCUCGUAGACAUGGAGCACUCCUCCUUUGAUCUUGAGACAACAAACCAACUCUGCGUCGCCGCUCUCUACGCCGGCAUCUCCCCCAUCGUCCGCGCCCCCAGCAAAGACCCCUUCUUCGUGUCGAGAAUUCUCGACGGCGGCGCUCUCGGCAUCAUCGUCCCUCACAUCCGCUCUGUGCAGGACGCUCAAGAUGUCGUCAACGCAGCCAAGUUCCAACCCAUCGGUCAUCGUUCCUCCACAAAUGGUCUACCGCAUCAUCAGUUUCGCUCUAUCCCAGCCAAGAUCUCUAACCCUGUUACAAACGCCGCUACCAUGGUCAUCCCCAUGAUCGAGACCCUUGAGGCGCUGGAGUUAGUUGAUGAGAUUGCCGCUCUUCCGGGUGUUGACUCUCUUCUGAUUGGUACCAAUGACUUGACUGCUGAGAUGGGCAUUCCCGGAGAUUACGAGAACCCUCGUGUUACUGAAGCUUAUGAGCGCACUAUUGCUGCGUGCAAGAAGCAUGGAAAGUGGCUCGGUGUCGGUGGUCUUCAUGCUCGUCUUGAUCUAGUGGAGAAGUUUUGCAAGAUGGGAGCCCGUUGGGUCAUGGCCGCUACUGACGGUCCUCUACUUCUUGGUGCUGCUACUAAGAGAGGUGCUGAGAUGGCUGCGUUGAAUGCUUCGGUUGUCAAAUCACAACAGGCGAACGGUCACUCAGUAGAGAAGAAGGCUAAUGGUGAUACCAACGGUACAACAAAUGGGGUUGUCACGAAUGGGAAUGGCAUCACAAAUGUGGCUACUAAUGGCGUCCCAGUUGCAGCAUAA